Cricetulus griseus (Chinese hamster) is the source of this 1054-nucleotide messenger RNA. Lineage: Eukaryota; Metazoa; Chordata; Mammalia; Rodentia; Cricetidae. The record is from RefSeq and is a predicted model, not a curated record.
AAAGGGUUCCACACUUCCGUGUGUGCGCUGCCGCGGAGGUCCGCUUCCUGCGGAGAGAAGCGAGGGGGUCCUCACUCCCUGCGGAGCCGGGCUACUGAGGUGGAACGUGCUUAAACACACUUCUGCACCCGUGGGUGAGCACUGCGCACGCAUCGUUGCGCCAGCGGCUCCGUGGGGACCGCCGGAGUACGCCCGAAACUGGGAAAGAUUUAGGUUCCUCAAGAUGUCAGCUUCAGUCCCACAAGGCCAUAACUGGACCCGACAGCUGAGGAAGGAUGAUGAGGAAGAAGACCCGCUGGACCAGCUGAUCACCCGCUCUGGCUGUGCUGCCUCCCACUUUGCAGUGCAGGAGUGCAUGGCCCAGCACCAGGACUGGCGUCAGUGCCAGCCACAAGUGCAGGCAUUCAGGGAUUGCAUGAGCGCACAGCAGGCAAGACGGCGGGAGGAACUGCAGAGGAGGAAAGAGCAAGCGAGUGCUCAACACUGAGACUCUAAACCAUCAUCCCCACAGGCUGGCCCUGAAGAAAUAAGCACCCAGAGAGACCCUGGCAAGAAGAAACAAUUUGGGGACGGUCUUUGGGACUAGGGUUGAAAGCCAGACACCAUGCGUUUACACACGCCGGUCACCAUGGGCUGUUUUGCUCUAUGGUCAGAUGACACAUAUUGUUACCUUUACUGUUCCACCAUUAUUUGUCUUUAAAACAAAGAGUGGGAUAUAGGCCACUCCCUCCACCCUACCUCUUGAGUCAGUGUGCCAAGUACUUUGUAAGUAAAUUAACAACCUAAAGAUAAAUCAGUUGCCCAAUCAGGCCUUCAUUUUUCAGUCACAAAAUUAACAACAGAAAGUUUUUCUAAGGCACUGUGUUAAGAGUGUGCAAUUUGAAGAGUUAUGUAACCUUCCUGUUACUUAGCGACUAGUGUGAGAGGCAGAAAUAAAGCCACACUCAAACAUUGAACUCGAUUUCCAACAGUGACAUAAGAGUCUUUAUCUGUCCUCACUUCUGGGUGUUUUAUUUAUGGGCUAAUAAAGACAUAUUUUUGUUUUUUAAAGACA